Molecule: messenger RNA, 1172 nt
Organism: Effrenium voratum
Lineage: Eukaryota; Dinophyceae; Suessiales; Symbiodiniaceae
Source: the annotation of a GenBank genome assembly
UAUGCAGGGCCAUCCUUGGGCAGAGUCAUAAGGCUCAAAGCAGCCUCAUGUCAGCAUGGCAUGUACUCGAUCCUAACCAAGCGCCAUCCGAGCGCUUGGGUCGUGAGAUGAGCGCUGAGUCAUCCAUGGCUCCAGGUUCUGUGCAGCAGCGUUUGGGUGCGCUGGAUCGGGCCAGAGGCCUGCAGCAACAACUUGCAGAGAAGGCGUGCUUCAUUCAGGAAGCUGCCGAGCGUGAGGAGGCAGAGGCACAGCAACGAUGCCGUGCCAUGGCAGAUGGCCGCAACCGCGCUCAGGAACGCAGCAAGGCCCUCCUGGCUGGACUGCGGGAGGUGAAGCAGGAGGUUGCGAGCCUGCAAUGGCGAGUCCAGGCUCUUGAGGGGCAGGGCCCUCUUCGUCGCCUCAACGAAGACGCAUGGCAAACACUGCCGAGGCUCGCGAGGGCCCCACACCCAGGUGGGCCUGCUGAAUCCAAGGUGUUGCAGCUAAGAAAGCGGCGUGAGAGUUUGGAAGUGCAAAGCAGGAGUUGUCAGGAAGAGAACAAGGUGCUGCAGGAGUAUCUCGAGUCGCAGCGGGAGGCGCAAAGCUUGGAUGACGGCCUUGUGGUGAAGGAGGCUCUGCGGGCCUUCGCGGAGGGUGCCAUGGCCACGCUGACGGAGGCGUUCCAGGAGCCUUUAAGGCGAAUCGUCCUGUUGGAUACGUACCUAAGAGCUCUGCAGGAAAGACUGCAAGGUGGCAAAUUGGCAUUGACAAACGCUUGUGGGCCAAAUGCUCGAAGUCGAUCAGAAUGCGUUCGCGGCAAAUCAAGUGUCUCGGAGCAGCAGGAGCUUCUCUCCAGCGGCCGAGACUUGUUGUCGGCCUUCGCGGCAGCUGUGGAUGCUGCAGACAUUUGGGAGCUCCAAGGGCAGCUAGACCCGAGGUCGCAGCAGGUCCUGUGCUCGCAACUGCUGUCGCUGUGGGAUGCAACUCGACGUUGGCGUGCUCGAUAUGGCACACCAAAGGUUGCAAGCUUCUCAAGCUGAGCGAUUUGCCCCGUGUGACCCUCCCAACUGCUGCCAUCCUGGGUCGUGGCCUGUUCAGACAGGCCAACCGAAUUCAUUGGGGAAGGUCAUUAGCCGUUCCUGUGCGUGCAAGCGCGAAUGGAGGGGAAAAUUGCAUUUCCCGCGGUUGGAGGC